AUGAUGAACAAGGCGGGGAAGAAGGAUACCCGCAAUAGUAAAACGCCCCCCGAUAGGAGAAGAACAAAAACUUUUGAGCAGCCUUCCUCUCCAGUUCCAGAAGAGCCAGAGCCUGUGAGCUGUGUCCUGCAAGGAGAUGAAAUCCAAGCUCUGGCAAUCAAGUUGGAAGACCUUAAAAAACUCCAUCCUGAACACCCUCCUGAAGAAGAGGUGAAACCUUCCGUAACUAAGAAGUUCCUCGUUCGUAAAUCCAAGCCCCAAACAACAGGGAAGAAAACACAUUUCCUGGUUGCUUAUCCAGCUGUCCCAGAUGAAACCAAGAAAACACUGCGUUAUUCUGGUAUAGAAGGACCAAUAGUUGAUAACUAUGGACACAUCCUGUCCCACAGCAUCUUAGGAACCCUCCAGGAAUUCAAGAAAGAAGCCUUAGCAAGAGGACAUUCUCAUGUAUCUGCAAUGAUUCCUGACUCACCGCAGACGACCAGCACCGUGCCAGUUUGGUGGAGGAACAGAGCAAAACACGACGAAACAGAGAAAGCCACCCUAGCCUCUUCAUCACAGCACAUGGCCCUUCAGAACUGGCAUCGGAACAUGGCACUCAGGAAGAGACAACAGAAAGGGCUGUGUGAAAAACUUCAGAAAUCAGAAAGCGAGCUGCUGAUGAACUUUUCAGACAAUUACAGGCAAAUCCAGGAGGAGCGUACUUUAAUUGAUUGCUGUCUCCCUGCUCUUUACCCUGGAAAGGGCCACCAUGCAGGGAGUGAAUUUUGGAGCCAGCCUGUGUGUAUUGGAGAUGAACUCACAGGUCUGAUGGUGACACUGGGCCAGAGUGAACGUGGCUUCCCGGAACCAGUGACUCAUGUUGGGAGACCACACAGCAUCUGGAUGGAGAUGGGUACCAGACCUCCAAAGUACCUCCCUUUUCAUUGCAGCUGGGAAAAGAGCCUCUUUCUAAUGCAUCGACGAAAGGAGUUAAAAGAGAUCUUAGAAAAAAUGGACUUUUAUCGCCCGGAUCUGGAUGGCCUAGAAGUCAUAGGCAGAAAUCAGCCUUUUGUCAAUGUAUCAGCACAAGGUUUUGUGGCCUCUGAUGACAUUAAAGAAUCUUAUGAACGAAGAGAAAUCCAGGAUCCAUUAGAGGCAUAUCCGGAUGUAUUUCUAGAACCAGUGUUGGGCCCAUCUCUGAUGUUCUGUGAACAGCCAGCUCGCUGGAUCAACAACUCUUCUCAUCAGGGUGAAAUUGGCAUUGCUGCUCGGGUCACCUUUGAAAUCUUGGUAGGUGAAAAAGCUGAAUCAUGGCUCACAGUGAGCAACAAUGGUACAGCAGCCAUCUGGUAUGAUUGGAGGAGGCAGUCUCAGCCUUUAACCUUUCAGGAGAAGAAGACCAGAAUGCAAUAUUUUUACUUCAACACCAGAUCCGGUGUUAUCUUGCCUGGAGAAACCAGGAAAUUUUCCUUCAUCUUCAAAUCAUUGAAUGCUGGAAUCUUCAGUGAAACCUGGGAGUUUGGCACUCACCCUGUGUUAUUAGGGGGAGCUGUGUUGCAGGUGACCCUCUGGGGAAUUGCUGUGUAUGAAGAUAAAACUGCAGGGCUUAGGGAGGACCUACAGCAAGAGAUAAAAGCCCGGGAAAUUGCAGUUAUAGUGGAGGAGAAUCUGAAAGUCCUGCUUCAUCGAAUUCGUACACCACCACUAACACCAUCUCCUAUGGAUGCAUAUGUCUCGGAAGAAGAGUUAUUCCAUAGCAUGAACCCAGAGUUACACUACCAGCACCAAGUGGUGAAGGGGCUUCAUGAACUGUGGGACAAACUCAUGAAUCCUCCUCGAGCUACAGAUGAAGGGGGCUCACAGCUGAAGAAUGCGGAUGAACUCUCCCGACCAAAGAGCGCUCCGGAGUUGCAACAGAAAAGUCCUGUGGAAGAUACAAGCAAGAGUAUCUCCCCGGAUGUUUCGGGAGCACGGAAGUCAGUGGUGGAAGAGAUGAGCCACUGGAGUGUCCCUGAUGAGGAGGAGGAUGUGAAUCGUGUGGAGUGGAAUCUUUCCAUCACAGAUUUGAGACAGACUUUGCUGGCAAUCCCUGUGGAAAAUGAGCGAGAAGCUGCUCUGGCCCAACUUAAUAAAGCUGCACUGGAGCUUUGUAAUGUACAGAUACCACCACAGACUGACCUCAUGUACCAGAUUUGUUUCCAGUUGUGGCGUGAAGUAAUUGAUGGUCUAGUGAGCCGUUCACUAAUGCUGAGGUCCCUGCUUGGUAUGCCUGAGAAGGACACUUACACAGAAGUCCCAGAGGAACCAGCUGAGAUGAAACCAGUUCUUCUGAAGGGAGGGAAGGAAGAACGGAGACUUCAGAAAGAAGAUAAAAAGUCUGCUGGGAAGGAGGAAAAAAAAGGAGGAAAGGCAGGCAAAGAGUAGGAACGUCCAAACAGCAAGAAAUUGAAGUCCAAGGAAGAGCGAAAACUGAAAACUUCCACCAAGGAGCCAAGGGAUCACACCCCUUUCCCAUUAGACCGUGUAGAAUCAGAAGCUGCCCAUUCUCGACAUGAACACGUGGACCCAGUUGUGCAGGAAAAAUACCAUGAGAAACUUUAUGUUGAAGUCUAUGGAUUACUGAAUUCAAUGCUAAGCAAAAUGCUUUUUCUCUUUGAGGAGCUGAAGAAGGAAGCUCUAGAGAAGAAGAAGAAAGCAGUUUUUGGUUCUGAUUUCAGAAUGAAAUAA
Messenger RNA from Gekko japonicus, 2709 nucleotides. It is a transcript of the gene MYCBPAP, whose product is annotated as MYCBP associated protein. The transcript is spliced from 19 exons. NCBI's taxonomy places the organism in Eukaryota, Metazoa, Chordata, Lepidosauria, Squamata, Gekkonidae. The record is from RefSeq and is a predicted model, not a curated record.